Rubroshorea leprosula is the source of this 2365-nucleotide messenger RNA. NCBI's taxonomy places the organism in Eukaryota, Viridiplantae, Streptophyta, Magnoliopsida, Malvales, Dipterocarpaceae. The record is from the annotation of a GenBank genome assembly.
UUAGUCAGAUUCUGUACCUAGGUUUUUAUUUGGGUUGAAUUAGUUUUAGUUUUUAUUUGCUCGUGCCUUCUUCGUCUUCGUUGAAAGUCUUGAGCAAAACCCAAAUUUAUAUGAUGAAAACCCAGAUCUAGAAGCAUCAAGUUCUAGAGAUAAUCAUGUUCAUGAUGGUAUUAUUUGUCAUUAUUGUUUAAAAAGGGGACAUUAUAUUCAACAGUGCUAUACUAGAAAGAAUUUCUUUAAGAUGAAUUUAAAGUGGGUUCCUAAGAAAAUUUCUACUUGUUCGACUAACUUAAAUGGACCCAAGAAAGUUUGGGUACCAAAAUCUAGUGCUUAAGUUGUGUUUUCAAGGAAGCUUGAAGGAAAAUUUAAAAAAAAAAAGUUUAUUAUGUAAAAGCAUAUUUUGAGGGGGAGCUUACACUUAUUAUCUUUAUUAUUUUAUGGCAUGGUUUUGUCAUCAUCAAAAAGGGGGAGAUUGUUAGGUUCUCUUUGUAUUUUGAUGAUGAUUUUAAACCAUGAUUCAAAAGAGUUUAAUCUAUUUUUGUGCUAAGUGUGCAGGAAAAUUAAUCCAAGGUUUCUAAUCUUUCCCCACGAUUAGAAUUAAUUCAUGUUCCUCCUUGUUCAGAGUUCUGGAUUCGAACCAAUUUAUUUUGGUUCGAAUCAAUCUCGGACUUUUGUUUUCCGAAAAUGGUUUGAAGCAAUAUUUCUGGCUUCGAAGCAAUAUUUCUGGCUUCGAAGCAAAAAUUCUGGAAAGUUAAUUUUGACAGCUCAACUAUCUGUUUACUCUUAAUGGGUCAUAGGGGAUCUAAAUGCCUUAGCACUUUCCAAGACAAGUUAGAAGAAAAAGGUGGAACCUUAUUGGAGCUUUUUUUGCUUGCUAUCACUGCUAUACGAAGAUGGAAAUUGUUUCAGAUGGAUGUGAAAAAUGCUUUUCUUAAUGGUGACCUAGAAGAAGAAGUUUAUAUGAAACCACCUCUUAGGCUCAACCAUCCUCCAAACAAGACCAAGUCAGAAGCCUUAACAGCCUUUAAAAAUCUCAAAGCCUUGGCUGAGAAUGAGGCUGACAGAUCUGUAAAGGUUGUGCAUACAAAUUGUGCAUACCUCAAGGCUUCAAGAAAGGCAGAAAAGGAAAGUCUGCUUGCAGCAAAACAUAGUACUAGAGGAAGUAUGCCAACAACACCAGAACUGGAAUCUGGAACUAGUUCAAGACCUCAACGUAAAAAGAAAAGACCAGCAUGGUUAAAGGAUUAUAAGGUAAAAAAUCUACCUCAAGAUGAUGUUCCAGUUACUCAUUUUGCUUUAUUUGCAUAUUGCGAUCCAUUAACAUAUGAAGAAGCUGUUAAAGAAGAAAAGUGGAAAAAAGCCAUGGCAAAAGAAAUUGGUUCUAUUGAAAGGAAUCAGACUUGGGAGUUGACAGUUCCAGAAAGGCACAAGACAAUUGGUGUUAAGCGGAUCUACAAGACAAAGCUCAAAGAAAAUGGGGAGGUUGACAAAUUCAAAGCUCGCUUAGUGGCAAAGGGUUACAAGCAAGAGUUUGGCAUUGAUUAUCAAGAAGUUUUUGCUCUAGUUGCAAGGAUGGACACCAUCAGAUUGGUGACAGCAUUGGCAGCACAGAACUCAGGGCCAAUUUACCAGCUUGAUGUGAAAUCGGCCUUCUUGCAUAAAGAUAUGCAAGAACAGGAAGGUUUUCAAAAGUACCUUUAUGAGCAUACACUUUACAUCAAAUUUGGAGAUGGAGGGAAGGCCACAACCAGCACAGAUGUGUUUGCUUUUGGUGCACUUUUGCUAGAAGUUGCCUGUGGAAGAAGGCCGCUUGAGCCACGAGCUGAAACAGAUGAUUUGAUUCUGGUUGAUCUGGUGUUUUCGUUCUGGCAAAGAGGGGAGAUUCUUGGGGUCAAAGAUCCAAAAUUAGGGACGGAUUUUGUUGCAAAGGAAGUGGAAUUGGUACUGAAGCUGGGGCCGCUCUGUUCGCAUUCAAACCCCACAGCCAGGCAGAGCAUGCGCCGAGUGGUCCAGUACUUAGAAGGGGAUAUUCCUUUACUGGGCUUAUCAGCACUAGGUCUGACUGCCAAUGGCCUAACAUUUGCCCAUGGUGAAGGUUUUGAUGACUUUGCCACGUCCUAUACGUUUUCCACGGGUAAAGUAUACACGCAUUCCUCUUCAUCAAUUGCAGAAUCCCUACUUUCAGGAAGACGAUGAAUCUUAAACUUUUGUCUUUUAUUUGUGUUUUGAUCUUUAUAGUUGUUACCAAAUAUGUUAUACUCUUGUUUAGAGUCUUUAGACAAUGUAAUAAGCUUCUCUCAUUAUGAGUAUUCCUCCUUUUGCUAAGAAGGGAGUUUGAAAUUUUGAAUAAUCAAAAUAAUUUCAA